AUGAGUGUUGAUAACAUUCAAAAAGGUCUAGAGAAUUUUCAACCAUCGGAGGGCACAAGUCUAAAUCUUGUCAUAAAAACUAACACUUUAGAAAUAAGACACGAAUUGCAAUUGUCAACAGAAUACAAUGCAACUAUAGAGUCAAUAAGACACGAAUUGCAAUCUAUGCACCCCGACGAUUCACACAUUGUUGUUUUGAGGCAUAAUGUAUGGCGUGUCAAGGGUCUAAUACAAAUAUCUAGAUCUAUUGGUGAUGUAUAUCUGAAAAAGGUUGAGUUCAAUAGAGAACCUUUAUAUGCAAAGUUUCGGCUUUGUGAGCCGUUCAAAACACUAAUUUUGAGCUCAGAACCAUCAAUAUCAGUUCACCAGCUGCAGCCACAAGAUCAGUUUAUUAUAUUUGCAUCUGACGGGCUCUGGGAGCACCUUAGCAAUCAAGAAGCUGUUGAUAUAGUUCAAAACAAUCCUCGCUCGGGAAUUGCAAGGAGGCUAGUGAGAGCCGCACUUCAAGAUGCGGCAAAGAAGAGAGAAAUGAGAUAUUCAGACUUAAAAGAUAUUGACUGUGGAGUUCGUAGGCAUUUCCACGACGAUAUCACCGUGAUUGCCGUGUUUAUCGACUCAAAUCUCGUGAGUAGGGAAAGCAAUGUUAAGUUCCCUACUAUUUCCGUUCGAGGGGGCGGUAUGAACCUGCGUCCUAACACAUUAGCACCUUGUACAACACCAAUAAAAGCUAGUGCUACCUGA
Lathyrus sativus (Indian pea) is the source of this 741-nucleotide messenger RNA. Lineage: Eukaryota; Viridiplantae; Streptophyta; Magnoliopsida; Fabales; Fabaceae. The record is from the annotation of a GenBank genome assembly.